AGGGAGUAGAGAGCACAGAGCUGCAGCUUAGCAAGUGUUUGUGGAGAUAUAUACAGUAAAGGAACACAAUGAUGAGGGUCGGCCUGCAAAGUCUGCUAACAUAUCUACUGUUGGGCCAUACAGUAACCUUACAGAUGGCAGACCAGUUCACCACACCAAAUUCAUCUCCACCAAACCUUUGGUCAGGAACCGCCAGCUCCGAGCCCAUAAAUCGUAUAAAUUCCCACAGUACAACUCCAGUAAUAAAUUCCCACAGUACAACUCCAGUAAUGCAUUCCAGCGGUACAACUCCAGUAACAAAUUCCCGCAGUACAACUCCAGUAACAAAUUCCCACAGUACAACUCCAGUAAUGCAUUCCAGCAGUACAACUCCAGUAACAAAGUCCAGCAGUACAACUCCAGUAAUGCAUUCCAGCGGUACAACUCCAGUAACAAAAUCCAGCAGUACAACUCCAGUAAUGCAUUCCAGCAGUACAACUCCAGUAACAAAAUCCAGCGGUACAACUCCAAUAAUGCAUUCCAGCGGUACAACUCCAGUAACAAAUUCCCGCAGUACAACUCCAGUAAUGUAUUCCAGCAGUACAACCCCAGUAAUCUAUUCCAGCAGUACAACUCUGUCCGCCAAACAUACAGCUACCACCGAUGCAGUCACACUAACCCCAACAUCUGGCAGCACUGAGGAAAACAACACUUCAGGCUCAAAAACUUCAUUACAAACAGAAGCCUCCUCCACAUCCUCUUCAUCUUCCUCCUCACCCCUAUCAUCUACAUCUAUCACAGUUCAGAGCCAGAACCCUACUUCAGGGCCUCAAUCAACAAGUGUGACCAUUGUGACGACAAGGAACAACAGCAUAAUAACAACUCAUGCCGGCAUCACCAGUCCCAGCCCUAUCCAAACCACCACCACCACCACCACCACCACCACCACCAGAACAACCCAAACCACCACACAGAAUCUGGCAGGACACAAUUCCAAAACUUGGAGCUCAGGACGUAUUGCAGCUCUCACUUCCCUGUUCAUUGUAAUUGUCAUUGCAGUGUUAGGUGGGGUGUACUACUACAAGAUCCGACAUACAUCCUACGGUCCUCUACUGGAUAACGACUACAGCACUUUAGGAACCUUCAACAACCCCAUUUAUGACCCUUGAAUCUUAACUUUUGACCUCUGACUCCGGAAAUGACCCCGAACUCCUCAGGCUGCAGCGAGAGCCAUUCUGAGUGUGUUUACAGUUUGCGUGUAAUAAGUUCAGGACAAUCACAUUUUAUCACUAUAUUAUGUGACUUGAUAACUUGAUAGCACUCAGUUGCAGAACAAAUGUGAUAUUUCUCUUGAUCUUUGUUCAAGUAGCCUCAGGUAAACAUGAAAGGAAAUAAAAUAGCAGUGUUUACUCAGGUAGCCUUUCAAAGAGCUCAGGCUGCAUAGACACAGUGCAUAAUCGUAUGAAGUGUGCCAGCUUAAAUCGCUGUGAAAACAAGCGUCUCAGUAGAGGACUCAUGAUUCUCAAAGGAUACUUGUACAAAAAAAAAAGAUUUCUAUCCAAUAUUUCUGAAAAGAAGUGGAUUAUGUGAACGCAAAUAUGUUGUCGGGUACAGGCUAAAAAUUUCAGCAAUCUGGGAGCAACAGUGGAAAACCUAGAAGAACAAAAAACUCAACUGAAAUAAUGUGACAGAAAACUGCAAAUAAUGUAUAGUAGAUGUAAAUCAUGGCCGAGCAGUUAACUUUUUUACCAUUGAAUGUUCUUGUUGGCACCUACUGAGAUACUUUUUCCUUACAUAAACUGUGAAAUGAUGAGAUUUCUGUUGCAAAAGUAGAUGCUCAGAUUUUAAAAUUUACAGUUAUUAACUUAAAUGUAGCUGCGCGAACACUCAUGUACAAAGGAAAUUGAACUCCUGAAAAAUAAAAGGUAUUAGAAGCAACAAUAACCCAGCAAGCAGACUAAUUUGAGAAAAAUGUGUUAAGUUUCAGGUUUCACACUUAUUUUCAAAUUAAGAGUGUAAAGUGUGUUUUUUCCAUCUACAGACUUACAUCACAUGCAGUCCUUUAAAAUUAAUAUGAAUUGUUUUCAUAUAUCAAACUGAAGGGUGCAGAGGCAUAGAGAGAUGGCCUUUAAACCUUCAAACCCCAUGUAUUCAUCCUGCUGAAGUGUCCUUGAGCAAAACACUGAAUCCCCUCCUGUUUCAAGGGCUGGUCUGCAGCUAAUCAGUUCUUGAUCAAUUUCAACUACUAUAUAAGAGUGAGUUUUUCAUUAUUGAAUGUUAUCAUUUUUCUCAGUGUGAUUUUGCUUUGCUUUGCAGGUCAUCCAGGCUGCAUUUCUGAUUGUCAUUUUCAUUCCUUUAGUAUGUAAUACAGUAUUGUUUGUUUGCAUUUACAUGAAGAAUAAUGGGACAGUUUUGAUGCUUCUGUCCAAAUUUUAUUGUGUGACAGGAUUGUAUUCAAUUUUUUGUGCAA
Messenger RNA from Xiphias gladius (swordfish), 2449 nucleotides. RefSeq names its product prostate androgen-regulated mucin-like protein 1 (gene parm1). Bases 69 to 1148 code for a protein of 359 amino acids. Lineage: Eukaryota; Metazoa; Chordata; Actinopteri; Istiophoriformes; Xiphiidae. Gene Ontology annotation, cellular component: early endosome; plasma membrane; late endosome. The transcript is spliced from 4 exons. The record is from RefSeq and is a predicted model, not a curated record.